Eimeria mitis is the source of this 432-nucleotide messenger RNA. RefSeq lists its product as uncharacterized. The record is from RefSeq and is a predicted model, not a curated record. The transcript is spliced from 2 exons. Bases 1 to 432 code for a protein of 143 amino acids. Lineage: Eukaryota; Apicomplexa; Conoidasida; Eucoccidiorida; Eimeriidae.
AUGCCAGCAUCCAUAGCACCGCCAGUAGAAGCAGCAGCAGCAGCAGCAGCACCACCACCACCACCACCACCACGUGCCCCAGCAGCAGCAAAGUACCAGCAACAACAGCAGCAGCAGCAGCAACAGCAGCAGCAGCACCAGCGGCAACAGCAGCAUCAACAGCAGCAGCAGCAACAGCAGCAGCAGCAGCAGCAGCAGCAGCAGCAGCAGACCUGCAUGCCAGUCCCUAUGUCUCCCUCUAUAAGCAGCUCUAGCUGCGGCUGCGACCAGCAACAACAGCAGCAGCAGCAACAGCAGCAGCAGCAGCAACAACAACAACAGCACCAGCAGCAACAGCAGCAGCAGCAGCAGCAGCAGCAGCAACAGUAUAUAGAAGUCAGGCUAUCGGCAUCUGAGCUGCUUCGCCCCCUUUCAGCCUUCAGGGUUUUCUAG